CUUGAACGUCCAGGAAAUUGGAGACCAGACGACCAUGGAGUUCCUCGGCGAGCUCACCAUGCACUCGGACAUCGGGGUCGUGUACCGCAGCGAGCUCUUCGUGCGCCCCCUGCGGCAUCAUCACACCGCAGAGGACCCGUCGCUCGGCGCUUGGCGUGCCCGAGCCAUCGCAGAAUACGCACACCGAUACCCACGAUCGCGACCGCGCCCGCGCCGGCGACGCACACGACCAGACCGAAGACGAGCACUUCGACUAGGCACACUUGCCGCACGACACGGCGCUGCACAAGCUUAUAACGACUCGGGGGCGCACCGGCCACGCACGGACCUGCUGCGCGUGCUGCACGCAUACCUUGCGUUGCCGCGCAACCUCGGUGCGCUUGGGCGGGUCACGACGUUGAACGCGUUCGGCGAGCGCUCAAGCGCUGGAAGGACGCGCGCUAGCGGGCGAAGGCGCAGAAAGGCGAGAGGCUCGUGCGCGCGGACAAUGCUUCGAGCGCGUCGAGCGGGAAUUCGGUUAGUGAGAUCAGUGGUGCCAAGGGUGUGAGAACCCGGGAUGUGAGGACUGUCUUCGAGGAGGAUGCGAAGAGGGCGAGUGAGGGCGGGGUUGGGAUGCACAGGCGAAGAGGGUGGAGGGACAGCCUCAGCCUGAGGAUAGUGAGUUCUCGGGCCAGUGAGUCGCAGUAGAGAUGACGGGGGCUGAUUUGUUUGCCUUUCAAAUUCUAGAUACCAUCCAUGGUGCUGGCUGUACUAUCCUAUCUGCUCGAUGUCCCCUUGUGAUCAUUGUUUUGCCAACUGAACUUCGUUGGAAUCCUAUUAAUGCAUGUACAUUCAUCAUAGCAUCUGUAUAUCUACGAAUCAUAGGAUGGCAGCCCAUACUCUUCGGGCUUGAAGUCUUCGAUCGACUUGAGCAUCUGAUCUGGUUAUUUGAUGUGGAGAGCGGCGUGCUCGCGCCUGUACUGUCACUUGUACCGACGGCAACAAGGAUUGGGGCGGGUGCCUACAUCACAUUCGUGCCGACCUCCUUCCAGCCCGCGCGCCCGGAAUCGCAUCUUCAAAGACCUGGCCCUUCCUCUGUUUCGCCCUCUGCUCCUCCAUAACCUCGCAGUCAUCAUCCUCCAGCUUCCCUUCCGAGACAAAUCCUCGUCAUGACAAGCACAUUCCGCGGCUAGACCGUCGUCAUCGCAUUCGACGCCGUCCUCGAGGCAGCCAAAGAGUGCGUCCAUGAGGUGUACGCCUUUCUGCACACAGUCGCGGGGCCGUUGCUGCACGAGGCGCACGACGCCCAGACGCGGUUGCACCAUGGGCCAAGUGGCUGAAUAAACAGCGGUGAAGCCGCAGAAGGAAGAGAGCCCGCAAAAGUUCCUCCCGAUGAGAGAGGCGAUCUCCUGCCGAUCGCGGCGGUAUCCAAACUGCGGGCCUCCGUGCGGUGUCUCUGCCGUCCGCGAGUACGUCGGAUAGGUCACAGAGAUUUAGGUCUGCCCAGAGGGG
Messenger RNA from Phanerochaete carnosa HHB-10118-sp, 1491 nucleotides. RefSeq lists its product as uncharacterized. Bases 35 to 547 code for a protein of 170 amino acids. The transcript is spliced from 2 exons. The record is from RefSeq and is a predicted model, not a curated record. NCBI's taxonomy places the organism in Eukaryota, Fungi, Basidiomycota, Agaricomycetes, Polyporales, Phanerochaetaceae.